This is a messenger RNA of Nycticebus coucang (slow loris), 1386 nucleotides long. RefSeq names its product sarcolipin (gene SLN). The transcript has 3 exons. Gene Ontology annotation, cellular component: membrane. Lineage: Eukaryota; Metazoa; Chordata; Mammalia; Primates; Lorisidae. The record is from RefSeq and is a predicted model, not a curated record. Gene Ontology annotation, molecular function: enzyme regulator activity. Bases 380 to 475 code for a protein of 31 amino acids.
GCAUACCCCUGUAAUGUUCCUCCUGAUUAUUUCCAGCAGCUUCAGGGGGUGGCUCGCAUGUGUUCCUGAACACAUACUGUCAGCUACCAGUAGUGCCUGCCAUAUUCUUGCUCUUGAGUUCUGGCUUUUCUCUGCUGCUGUCUGCUGCUGAGGCCUACAGAGCUUAACACAGACCACAGGACUGGACUAGCGCAGAGAAUCUGUGCCAGGGGUUAUGGACUUGUGCAUUCUCCCUGUUGCUGAACCAUGUGCAUCUUCUUGAUUCGCUUCCCUUCAGAAGACUCUUCUCUCCUAGGAGGCUUCAAGGAGGUGAGGACAAGCCGGAGUUUGGGCUGUGCCCUCCGAAGUCUGCUGCAGCUCUCAGCCAGCAGCUCUGAGAAUGGAGUGGUCCACCCGGGAGCUGUUCAUCAACUUCACCAUUGUCCUGGUUACAGUUGUGCUCAUGUGGCUUCUCGUGAGGUCCUACCAGUACUGAGAGGCCAUGCUGUGACACUGCCUGCUCUGUGGCCCGAGACCCCACUGCCCUCACUGCCAUGGGAUGCCGCUCUCAGCCCCUCCAGGCGCCUCUGGCCGCACUGCAGUGUCCGACGUGCCCCCUGCUAGGAUCGACUGUGUGUUCUCUAAAGGUGCCGCUCUUAAGGUCUGCCAAGAGCUUGCAAGUGAGCGUUAGAUUGAUUUCCCCAACUCUUACUGCAAGUGUGUUAGACGAGCCACAAGGUUAAAAUUAAACUGGAUUCAGGAUGACGUGGAAUUGCAACAAACCCCGAUGUGUCUCCCCACACUUCAACCCACACUGUCUGUGAUCAAACUCCAGUUCGACCUGUAGGAAGGAAUGGUAGAGGAAGUCCUGGUCAGCCCCGACCGCUGUCAUGUGAAUAAAGUGAAGUCAGCCACAAAAACAACUUCUAGAAUUUAUUUUAGUUUCUCUGUGUGAUGCAGCAUUUGACCUUUGUCUGGGAUUGGAGUGACAAAUGUUAUAGUAUUUCUAGCUUCUGAGAUGAGCCAAGAUGCUCCAGCUGCUGAGGAUUUGAAACCCACUUGACCGCGAGUGUCACGUUUCACAUAAUUACACUGGUUCGGUGCUCCUCAGACUUUCCCCCUAAACUAGUCCCUAGGACAGAAGGAGAAUGACCCCUUCCUAUUAGGACGUCUGGGUCUGGCCUGAACCGCCAGCUAAAAGUGCAAGAUUUCUUUGAAGUCUUGCAUUUUAUCUUUAGAAUUCACAAGAAAACUAUUGUCAACUCUAUAAUAUCUUCGUGUUUAGUUUUCAUAUAAAUAUUUAAAGUUAUUUAUACUGAGUAAAACUAGAACAUGAGUCAUGUCUUGAAGAGUACCAUGUUCCCGUUUGGGUGUUGUUAUUAUGCAAAUAAAGCUAGUCAUUAAUAA